Molecule: messenger RNA, 2136 nt
Organism: Exophiala spinifera
Lineage: Eukaryota; Fungi; Ascomycota; Eurotiomycetes; Chaetothyriales; Herpotrichiellaceae
Exons: 4
Coding region: 1-2136 (711 amino acids)
Biological process (GO): DNA-templated transcription; regulation of DNA-templated transcription
Cellular component (GO): nucleus
Molecular function (GO): DNA binding; zinc ion binding; DNA-binding transcription factor activity, RNA polymerase II-specific
Source: RefSeq, a predicted model, not a curated record
AUGAGUGAGACAACGACGAAGAAACGGAACCGGAUUACGUUCAGCUGCACCAAUUGUCGUCACAACAAACAGAAGUGCAAUCGACGUAAACCUUGCAUGACUUGUGUCUUCCGGGGCAAACAAGAUUCAUGUAAUUACGGAGAUGUCGACCCUGAGCGUGUAGCACAAUCGGGUGCUUCGGCAACGGGAAGCUCCCGAGAGAAGUCUCAAGAGCCAAGUCCUCAAAACGACCACUCAUAUCUAACUUCCUUCGGCUAUUCUCAUGUCAACGCACACAAUACUCUAGGCAUUGUCAAGAAACUGGAACAACUCGAAACAGGCAUUACGCGCAGCGUUGCCCAGAAGAACAAUACUGUCAAGCUCAACCACUCCUCGUUUGAGAUAUACAGGUCUAUCAUCAGGCGUUUACCAUGUCACGGAUGUGUGAAUCAUCUGGUCGGUGUCUUUUUCCAAGAUUUCAACUGGCAAUAUGCCAUCCUGGAACGUAGCUUCUUCGAUGAACAAUUGCAGAAGUAUUACCAGCAACCUAUCGAUGACCUGUCCGAAUUCUAUCACAGCAUUCCUACUGACCUCGUCACAAUCCCAGCUUUAAUCUUUAUAGUGCUAGCCCUGGCAUUACAAUUUCUACCACCCGAUGGCUCUAGAAGUCUCCAUUCUUCGUGCCUGUGGGGCAUCCCAGGAGAUGAGCAGAACUACGAGCAUCGUUGUCCCACCAAGCAGUUGCUGGGACUUCUAGGCAAAGACGCUAUUAGCCUGACCUAUAUUCAAGCAGAAUUUCUUAUGGUCGCAUGGCUGAAAAACCGUGGUGCAAUUGCGGAGUCAUGGCAUACACUUGCGCAGACUGUCAUGGAUGCGCAAGAAAUCGGCCUGCACAGAGAUGAAGGCAAGCUCUAUGCAGAUGGUGUUGAAAAUGUGUGCGAACAACUAUGGAAAACCCUCAUGCGCCGGCGGACCAUGCUUAAUCUUUUUCUUUGGGAUAGUGAGAUGGGCAUGGUUCUUGGCAAGAGCUUGACGUUGUCAGUCAAAGACUGCUUGAUAAUACCUCCAACCGACUGCGAAGUUCCAAGAGACAGGAAAGCCAUAGCGCCAUCCCCGCGAAGUCCUUUCGAUAAGCCCUCGGUAUUCACAUUACAUCAACUGGAAUAUCAGCUGAUAUCGCACAUACACGAUAUAAAAGCGCUUGAAGCCGAAGGACCAUAUCCGCGAGACUACAGUAAGGUCGAACGACUUCACCAACGAGCUAUAGAAUUCAUAGACAAUAUUCCUCCCAUAUAUCGGUCAGGAAACCCAGAUACCUCUUUCGACGACCAGUGCCCUUGGCUGCCUGCUCAAAGGGAGUAUUUGAGUUCGAAUGCAUGGCUUUUCCUGCUGCUCCUCCACAGGACCUAUAUCUUCUCUGUCGCGAGAAGCCGAAGCGUGAUCAUGAAGGCCGGAAUACACUUGCUUCAUGCACAACAAAGAUAUUUCCGCAGCCUCCAACCUCACCACUACAAGCUGUUUACCCUCGCCUAUAUCAGCGUAGACCCAGCAGUUUCGAUGUUGGCCGUCCUGAUAACAUACCCCGAGGAGGAGAAGGGACUGGUUCCAGAAGCGUUCCGAUGCAUAAGAGAGACGCGAUGGAGGCUGAACCACAUACGUGAUUCAAACAUAGUCGCUGGACAGGGUGCAGAUGUGAUACAGAGCCUGUUAGCCCGAGCGGAGAAAAAGCAUGUGCAGGCAUUGACUGCCAGUACCCAUACCCCUGCCUCCGUCAUGGAGGCAUUGGAUCACAUUACGCAAAGCUCUGGCAAGGAAUCCUUUCGAGCCAACACAGCCGGGACCGGUGUGGACGAACAGGUGCAAUACCCCGACGCAGUUGGUAGCCUGGCAGAUUGGCCGUCUCUCACCAUGUACAAUAGGAGCGUCGAUGCAGGUCAAGUUCGCGGAGAGAUGGCUUAUUCCUUCAACGACACUCCCUUGCGACCAACAGCCGAUCUCACCUAUUGUGACCUAGCAAUUGAUGGAUCUUUCCAGUACCCUGCUUCGCUGGAUCAACCCGUGACUAGCAGCUCUACUGUUAACCAACCGCUGUCUGGCCAGUUCCGGGGUUCAUUCGACGAUGAUUCAUUCUGGAGAUUUGUGAAUAUGACCAACUGA